Molecule: messenger RNA, 1203 nt
Organism: Knipowitschia caucasica
Lineage: Eukaryota; Metazoa; Chordata; Actinopteri; Gobiiformes; Gobiidae
Source: the annotation of a GenBank genome assembly
AUGGCCCAGGCAGCGCACUCUUCAAUCUCAGGGAGUGAUACUGGAGAAAAUGCGGGAGUAUCGUCUUCGGAGGGAGGCAGUGAGACACCGGGGACAGGAGGACAAGGCAACCCGGUGUGCCUCAUUGUCCUGGGCAUGGCGGGCUCCGGGAAAACCACUUUUGUUCAGAGACUGACUGCUCAUCUUCACACACAAAAAGCUCCACCGUAUGUCAUCAAUCUAGACCCUGCAGUUCAUGAAGUACCAUUCCCGGCCAACAUCGACAUCAGGGACACUGUCAACUACAAGGAGGUGAUGAAGCAGUACGGACUGGGACCAAACGGGGGCAUUGUCACGUCUCUUAACCUCUUUGCUACAAGGUUUGAUCAGGUCAUGCAGUUUAUUGAGAAGAAAAAAAACAACCACAGAUUUGUGCUGAUCGACACACCGGGUCAGAUUGAAGUGUUCACAUGGUCAGCAUCUGGCACCAUCAUCACGGAGGCUCUGGCCUCAUCGUUUCCCUGUGUGGUGGUCUACGUCAUGGACACGUCUCGAUGUGUCAGCCCCGUCACGUUUAUGUCCAACAUGCUAUAUGCCUGCAGCAUCCUCUACAAGACCAGACUCCCCUUCAUCGUGGUUUUGAAUAAGACCGACAUCAUCGACCACAGCUUUGCCGUGGAGUGGAUGCAGGACUUUGAGGUUUUCCAGGACGCGCUGAACCAAGAGACUUCGUAUGUGAGCAACUUGACCCGCUCCAUGAGUCUGGUCCUGGAUGAGUUCUACACCAGCCUGAGGGUGGUGGGCGUGUCCGCGGUCACAGGGAGUGGUCUGGAUCAGCUCUUUGUCCAAGUGGAGGAGGCUGCCAAGGAGUAUGAGAGAGAAUACCGUCCUGAGUACGAGCGGCUGCGCUCAGAGCUGGCCCAGGCUCAGAGCCAGAAGCAGCAGGAGCAGCUGGAGCGUCUGAGGAAGGACCUGGGAGAGGUCAAAGUCAGCACUGCAGCCUCCACAGAGGAGGUGCAGCUGGACGCUGGACCCAGCGACCUGAUCCUGACCCGAGGGCAAUGUGACGAGGACGAGGAGGAGCCGCUGGACAGUGACACGGACGACCUGGAUCACACUGCCACCGAGGAAAGCAAGGAGACAGAAUCCUUUGGAAACUUCAUAAAGAACAGGAUGGAAGUGGUGCAAGUGCGGAACAAGAAGAGUGCGCCGCCAGACGGUUAG